Plasmodium yoelii is the source of this 960-nucleotide messenger RNA. Its product is annotated as PIR protein. Lineage: Eukaryota; Apicomplexa; Aconoidasida; Haemosporida; Plasmodiidae. The coding region runs from base 1 to 960 and encodes 319 amino acids. The record is from RefSeq and is a predicted model, not a curated record. The transcript is spliced from 3 exons.
AUGUAUCAUCGCCUGUGUACAAGGUUUGAUAAAUUGAGAGGCCAUUUACCCGAUGACUUAAACAGCACUACAGUUAAUGAUUUUGAUAAAUUAGGGGAUAUUAAGAAUUAUUGUUCUAAUGAAGGUUCCGGGGAAACAGAAUGUAAGACUGAGCUCGAUAAGAUAAAUGCUGCAUGCCUAUGGUUGCUCGAGCAAAUUAUUAUUAUUAAUAUUGACAAAUUAAGUAAUGAUGAGUCUAAAAGGUUUAUUAUUUAUAUUAUUAUAUGGUUAAAUUUUAAAUUAAGUCAAAAAUCAUAUGAAGAAAUCACCACAUUUAAUGAUUUUUAUACUAAACAUAUAGAAAAUAAUACGCAUUAUAAUAAUUGUAAAAAAAAAAAAAAUAAUAAUUAUGAUGAUUGUAGUAAUAAAUUAGAAGAAAAAACGGGAUAUAAGAAUUUUAAGGAGUUCAUAGAAAAAAACGAAUAUUUAAUGAAUAUUAAUACUAUGUCUAAAUUUUAUGAUGCAUUUAAAUCAUUAUGUAACGUGUAUACUGAACUUGAUGCAAGCAAUCCAGAUUGCAAGAAUUAUUUAGAUAAAGCUCAAGAAUUUUUUGAACAAUAUAAAGAACUUAAUGACGAUUCUAGCAUUAGUGGAGACAGUCCAUAUAAACAAAUAUUGUCUAAUUUAUCAACUGAUUAUAACAAUUUUAAAAGUUAUUGUAGUGAUAAUAAUGUUGAUUGUAAUGAGAUUCCAGACCUUUCAUCGAUAAAAACAACAAAACCUCCUGUACAAAGUUCUGAAAAUCAUCCUGAACAAGUUUCUGAUGUUACACCAUCAAGUUCGUCGAUAACAAAGAAAUUAAUUAUAGUUUUAUCAAUAUUUGGUGCAAUAUCAAUUUGUUUGGGAAUUUCUUAUAAGUAUUCGUUAUUUGGAUUUCGGAAACGAGCUAAAAAACAUUUAAGAGAAAAGUUAAAAAAAUAA